Messenger RNA from Nicotiana attenuata, 1666 nucleotides. RefSeq lists its product as uncharacterized. Gene Ontology annotation, biological process: negative regulation of DNA recombination; chromosome condensation; nucleosome assembly. The record is from RefSeq and is a predicted model, not a curated record. The transcript is spliced from 2 exons. Lineage: Eukaryota; Viridiplantae; Streptophyta; Magnoliopsida; Solanales; Solanaceae. Gene Ontology annotation, cellular component: nucleus; nucleolus; nucleosome. Gene Ontology annotation, molecular function: double-stranded DNA binding; nucleosomal DNA binding. The coding region runs from base 151 to 1482 and encodes 443 amino acids.
GAAUCUGAAUAUUUCCAAUUGUAGAGGACCAAACAAAACCUCCGAAAACUUCUCCAACAACCGAAUCCCACAAGUUAUGGAUAAAAUCACUGCCAAAAACCCUACUUUUUGUACUCACAACAAUGUGCUGAAGCAGCAGAAAGCAUUGGCAUGGACAAAUUGAAAGAAGCCAUAUUGAAACUGUCAAACAGUGAACCAAAUGGGCUAUUAUCACCGACCCGGAACUCCAUUCUUCAACUACGCCUUUCCCAUUUACUUUCUUCUCUUCAUACUACCCCUGAUCAUCCUCCUUAUUCUUGGAUGAUUCAAAGGGCGUUGCAGGAAUUGAAUGAAGAAGGAGGUUCGAGUGAAGACUCAAUAUCUAAGUUUAUCAAGAAAGAAUAUGACAAUUUGCCAAUGGCUCAUAUGUUCCUGCUGAAACAUCAUCUACAAAAGCUGUCUGAAAAUGGUAAAAUUCUUAUGAUUGACGGAGGAGGGCGUUUUUUGCUUGCUAGUGGUGGCAACAAUAGCGUGAAUCCAAAAACAAAAAGCAAGAGGAAGUACAAGAAGAGGAAGGGAAGGUGGGGUUGGGAGAUUAAACAAAAGAAGCGGCGGCGCAAGGAAAAGAAGGAGAAAAAGCAUGAUGAUGUAAAAGUUGUUAAAGAAGAGAAGAAGAAGUUGGAUGAGCAACAAAAUGAAGUUAAACAUGGGCAACAAAAUGGAAUACACAGGGAGUUGAAUGGGCAUCAUAAUCAACCGAACACAGAUAAAGAAGAAGGGCAAUUAAGUGAGAGGCAAAAUGGUGUAACUGGAAAGCAGCUGAUAGAAUUGUCAAAGAUGAAAGAAUCUCAUGAGAUUGUACUUGCAACAGUUGAACCAUCAUCUGAAAAGAAGCAGAAGCCGGAAGAAGGGACAUCUACCCUGGAGAAGCUCAAUGAAGAUGAUGAUUCUACAGGAUUUGAGGCAAUGUCGAUUGAGAUGUCACGUGAACAAAGACAACUGAAGCUCUGGAGCAGAGACCGAUCUGAAUCUCAAUCAGCAAGUACCUCUAAAGUGGAACCAUUGCCAUUAUGCACCUCAGCGGGUAAAAAUUUAGUACAAAUGGAAGAACCUUUGGCAAUGGCAACAAGUGAGGAGCCACUGAAUUUGAGUGAUCCUCAGCAUGAUGUGCACUUGGAGCAACUAAAACGCCAGCUUCGUCGGAGGCCUCCUAAGAACAAGGAGGAUGAGGCCAAACUAGGUACUAGUACAGCUUCGGCGCUGGCAACAAAUGAAGAGGUGUUGCCUGAUAAAAGAUCAAAUGAGGAGGUGUUAUGUUCGAAUGAUCCUCAACAUGAGGUGCACUUCAAGCAACAAAUAAAAAAGCGUUGUGGGAGGAACCCCAAGGGCAAUGACGAUGGCGCUAAACCAGGUACUAUAAUUUUGAAGAAGUUGGGAUUAUCUAAGAAGUCAAAGAAGAAACAAAAUGGUCGAAGUCUAGGAAGGCCUAGGAAGACACAAUAAAGUGAGAAUUGCAGUUCCUUGAAGCUAAAGAUGAUUAAUGGUAUAAAUUGAGAUAAAUCCCAGAAGUUCAAAUGUUAGUGAAUAACAGUAGUUGCUUGUAGUUCUCUUAUGUUUUCGAACUUGUCCCUGUACAGUAGAGGUACAAUAUAUUAAUUCAAGCUAAUAGCUUGAGUGACAUACUUUC